Messenger RNA from Alternaria alternata, 1971 nucleotides. Its product is annotated as cytochrome P450 monooxygenase-like protein. NCBI's taxonomy places the organism in Eukaryota, Fungi, Ascomycota, Dothideomycetes, Pleosporales, Pleosporaceae. The transcript has 5 exons. The record is from RefSeq and is a predicted model, not a curated record. Gene Ontology annotation, molecular function: heme binding; monooxygenase activity; oxidoreductase activity, acting on paired donors, with incorporation or reduction of molecular oxygen. Bases 185 to 1753 code for a protein of 522 amino acids.
CUUUAACGUUUGCGUUGCAUCAAUCAUGAAUAUCUUUAACGCAUGCGUGAUGUUAUGGCGAUCUCUAGGUUGGCGAGUCAGGUGGUUCUGUUGCUAUAUUAUACCUCCAUGCCAUACCUACUCUUGACGAAUUCACCAGAUUGACACAUUCUACUUCAAGUUGUGGCCAUUCUUCCCCCUAGCCAUGACGUUCUUAGCGAGUAUAUUGCCCGCAGACUCUGAGCUUUUCAGCUUCAAAGGCGCUGUCUUUUGGUUUGCAGUGUUUUCAGCAUUGGCCACCGUCUAUGCUGUUUAUUCAGUUAUAUACAAUGUUUUCUUCCACCCUCUCAAGCACAUCCCCGGUCCAUUCUUCGCACGCGCGUGCGGUAUUCCCUGUGCUCUACAUAUGUUUGACGGCAGUUCGGUCCAAUGGGUAAAAGAGUGCCACGAUAAGUACGGCGAUGCGGUUCGUGUGACCCCAAGUGAAGUCAGCUUCAUCUCAGGAGAAACUGCUUGGCAAAGCAUAUACGGCUUCCGUGUAGGCAAGAGCAAGAACACCGGAUAUUACCUCAAGGACAGGAAUUGGUACUUAGCACCUACCAACGGCGUUGAGUCAAUCAUCAUAGCAGAUGAAGCAGGACACUCGAGAAUGCGACGUAACCUCGCACACGCUUUCAGUGACAAAGCCCUACGAGGACAAGAGAGUCUCAUUCAGUCUUAUGUCGAUCUUCUCGUUCAGCGCAUGGGCGAACACGCCGCUCAAGGCAAAGACAUGGAUAUCAUGACCUGGUACAACUAUGCAACUUUCGAUAUUAUAUCCGAUCUCACCUUCGGCGAACCACUCUACUGCCUGCGCGAUUCCGUCAAACACAGCUGGGUUUCCAUCACCUUCAAGUCCAUAACGGCCACCGGUUUGAACGCUGCUCGCAAUAAACAUUUCAUCUUCAGGUGGUCCAACUCCCUGCGCAGCAUUUUCCAAGACAACUCAGUUGCUGCGCGCGCACGACUCGAGUUUUUUGAGCGCGCCCGCGAUCAGGUCAGCAAGCGACUAGCGAAGCUUGACAGCGAGAAAGGCGUGGAAAAACCAGACUUCUUCACCCACAUAGUGAACAACCAAGAGAAGGAAGCAACAAGAAUGACCAGAGACGAAAUGGACAGCAAUGCAGUCACCUUUCUCGUUGCAGGUAGCGAAACCACUGCUACAACAUUGUCGGGCGCUACCCAUUUCCUCCUCCGUAACCCCUCUGCGUAUACUAAACUCGCUGCCGAAAUCCGCUCUCGUUUUUCUUCUCCUGACGAGAUCACUAUGGAAGAAGUCAACAAGCUCGAAUACCUCAUCGCCGUCUUCCAGGAAACUCUACGACUUUAUCCACCCGUUGCCACAGGCUUUCCUCGUGUUGUACCAGCGGGGGGCGACAAUAUCUCAGGCCACUAUAUCCCUGGCGGCACUUCGGUAUACUGUUCCCAACACGCGAUGUAUCAUUCUGAGCGCAAUUUCAAGGACCCAGAGCUCUUCGUUCCGGAACGCUGGUUGGGCGAGGAACGGUACAAGGAUGAUAAGAGGUCGACGCUGAAUCCGUUUAGCUUUGGACCAAGGAACUGUUUGGGCAAGAAUCUGGCAUACGCGGAAAUGCGUCUCAUCCUCGCUAAGAUCGUCUUCGCUUUCGACCUCGAACUCGUAGAGAAAGAGAGGGAUUGGAUGGGUGAGCAGAAGGUUUUCACGCUCUGGGAUAAAAGCGCGUUGAUGGUCAAAAUAAAGCCCGUACAGCGUUAGUGAAGUAUGGUGUUGUAUUGAGGGUGAUUAGCUUAUACAAAAGCAGGUAUCUUGGGUUGUGCAACGGCGCGAAGGUAGCAUUAUAUAGAAAGAAUUUUUCAUCCAGGUUAGAGCAGAGUAGGGAUGGCUGAUGAUUAUGUCCACAUUGGUCCGCCAUCGACAGACUCGUAAGUCGCGAACUCACCGCGGGUAGGAUGAUGAUCGGCCACGUCGUUUUC